AUGGGAAAGAUACGGGCAAAAUAUCUAACCUAUAACAGGUGUGAGGCUGAAGACGUCGACGGUAAGGAACUCUUUCUGGAUUUCGCCGGAAAACUGCUUCUCAAUGCUGUUCUCGAUGGUUCCUCCAGCCAAAUUCAAGAUCGUCUUCUUCUGGCAGCUUUCGUGGUCUUCGUAGCGGAUCACGUCGAAGAGUGGCUUGGGAGAUCCUUCGAGGCGGCCAUCAGCGUCUCCUUGAGGACGAUUCAAGGACGAAAAGCGUGA
Molecule: messenger RNA, 261 nt
Organism: Caenorhabditis remanei
Lineage: Eukaryota; Metazoa; Nematoda; Chromadorea; Rhabditida; Rhabditidae
Exons: 2
Coding region: 1-261 (86 amino acids)
Source: RefSeq, a predicted model, not a curated record